Messenger RNA from Coffea eugenioides, 1009 nucleotides. Its product is annotated as transcription factor bHLH75. Gene Ontology annotation, cellular component: nucleus. The record is from RefSeq and is a predicted model, not a curated record. Gene Ontology annotation, molecular function: DNA-binding transcription factor activity; protein dimerization activity. Bases 1 to 798 code for a protein of 265 amino acids. Lineage: Eukaryota; Viridiplantae; Streptophyta; Magnoliopsida; Gentianales; Rubiaceae. The transcript has 6 exons. Gene Ontology annotation, biological process: regulation of DNA-templated transcription.
AUGGACGUGGUUAACAGCCUUACUGAAAUCGAUAGUUUCAACCCAAAUGUUCAAGAAUUGCUGUCUUUGACUACCCAUGUGGGAUUUUCUGAUCAUAAUCGUCAACAAUCUCAAAUCCCAUUUAGUUUCAGUAAUGAUACAUCCCAUAAUCCUAAUGCCAACCAUCAUCACCAUCUUCAAGUUCCACUAGAUUUUGAGUCAGCAGCUCAAUUCUUUCCUCAAGGGGGUGUUCCAAUCAGCCAUGGAUGCAACGAUAGUAACUCAUUGUCUGAACCAGACUAUCUGGCUAAUUCGUCUUCUCGUGGUUCUGCAAGUGCCGGAAUUCCUGUAAACAAGCCUAAAGGAACUUAUAACUAUGGGGAAAAAAAGCGAAAAAGAAGUAAUGGUAAGGAAACGGAGAAGCCAAAAGAAGUUGUUCAUGUACGAGCAAAGAGAGGCCAAGCAACUGAUAGUCACAGCCUGGCCGAAAGGAUGCGAAGAGAGAAAAUAAACCAGAAGCUCAGAUGUUUGCAAGAUCUAGUACCAGGAUGUUACAAGUCUAUGGGAAUGGCAGUCAUGUUGGAUGUAAUAAUCAAUUAUGUCCGCUCUUUGCAAAAUCAGAUUGAUUUUCUCUCCAUGAAACUGUCUGCAGCAAGUCUAUUUUAUGACUUCAACUCGUUGGACAUGGAUGCCGUACCUCCAACCCAAGCAUGUGCUAAUUUCCCAGGACCUCCUGGGUGUGAAGCGCAAGGACUAGAGAAAAUGGUGGGAGAAGGAUAUGGUGAACUUCCUCAGUUUCAUACCUCUUGGCCUCUUUGACUUAAUUAACUUGCAAUGAAAUAAUGUAUCUUUGUAGUGUUUGAUCCUGUAGAUCGUUGUUACCGAGUGAUCUUUUUUCCCUGAUUCCACACUUAUUGUGACCCCCAAUCCUUAUACUUGUAGUGAUUGAAAACCCCAUACAAUAAUGCUUUAACUAUCGAAUGUAGUGUUUCACCUUUGUUUGUUUUCUUCAUAUUUUUACCACCAAAUU